Molecule: messenger RNA, 5241 nt
Organism: Caenorhabditis angaria
Lineage: Eukaryota; Metazoa; Nematoda; Chromadorea; Rhabditida; Rhabditidae
Source: the annotation of a GenBank genome assembly
AUGGCGCGUGAGACCGAAGAGCAAAGAAGUAGCUGCAGCGCAUCAAGUAGAAGUAGUAAAUCUAGAGAUGAUUGUUUUGCUGAUUAUAUGCGAUUGAAUUCACUCCCAGAUCCAGAACCAUAUUCGGGUAAAAGUUAUGAAAAUAUAGAUCAAUUUUUGAAAGUUUUCGAGCUUAAAUACGGAAAAUUAGUGAAAAGUGCGCAAGAACUGAGUUUGAUUUUGCCAGCAAAGUUCCUCAAAGGCCGAGCCAAAAAACUAUUUGAGAGUUUAAAAAUUGAUGAAUCAGUAACAUGGGAAUGGGUGAAAGUUGAAUUCAAGAAGUUGAUUAAUGCGUCGAGAACCAGUAGAAAAGUUCGAUCAUUGGAUUUAUGGAUGACCAUGAAUAUUAGAAAAGAGCAAUCGAUGAGCAAAUAUUUGGUCGAAGUGGAGAAAUUGGCAAAUGAUGCAUUUGAAAAUGAUGACAAGCAUUUAGUGGAUAUGAUGAAAACUCAGAAACUUCUUCAAGCUGCAAAGAGAAACCCAUCAAUGAUUGGAUUGUUGGCAAUGAAAAGAAAUGAGAAACCGGAAGGAUCGCAAUAUGAAUAUCUUAAAUCGUCAGCUUUACAAUUCGAAUAUGAUACAACUAGUUAUCGUCAAGAGAAAUUCAAGAAGAAAGAACCAAAGAAAAAUCCCGGUGGAGAAAAAGAGAAGAAAUCCGAAAAAUCCGAUGAAGAAGAAGAAGAUCCAGAAAAGGAAAAGGAUGCGGAAAAGACAAAGAAAUCGGGAUGCUUCAACUGUGGUAAAUUGGGUCAUAUUGCAAAAGUUUGUCGAGCACCAAAGAAGAAUGUGGGAUUGGUUAAUCAGGAAAUGAAUGAACACGAGUCGAAAAUCAGUGCGCAAAUGGGAGACAGUAGUUUCAACAUUGUUUUGGAUAGUGGAGCAAUGGCAAGUGUGUUAUCGAAUAAAGCUUGGGAUGAUAUUGUCGCAGAAGCUGGAACAAUGGAAAUCGAAGAAUUACCGCCACCAAAAUUCGCAUUAUAUGAUGUUAGUGGAAGAAGAAUGGACGUUGUUAAACAAGUCAAAAUUCCAUUGAAAAUCAGAAAUAUUGUAGCGAAUGUGCAAUUCCAGAUCGUGAAAAGCCCAGAAGUUGUUGCUAUUUUGGGAACUGAUGCUUUUGCAAAAUUCGGUAUCCAUUUGGCAUUCACAGAAAAUGAAAAAGUGGUUAAAAUCCGGAAAAAGUGUCGAAUUCCGCCGAGAAGUGCCAAAUUGCUUCGAGUCAAAGUGGAAGGUUUGGAUUGCGGAAAAGAAAACGAUUUCAUGAUAAAAUCGCAUCAAAAAUAUAUUUCGGAUGGAUUGUGCAAGAUGGACACAAAGAAAAAUGCAACUGUUACGGUGUUGAAUAUCGAAGAUACACCAAUUUUGCUCAAGAAAAAUGAUAUUAUUGGAAUGGCUGAAUUUGAGAGCUGGAACGAAAUUGAGUUGAUUAACAAACCGAAAAUCGAAGAAAAACAAGAAAUUCGACAAAUCGUUUUGGGAGAUGAGAGAGAGAAAAGACUGGAAAAAGUUUUGGGGGAAAUUAGGAAAAAUGGGGAAGUAUCAAAAAUUGCGGAAGAAAUAAUUGCAGAAUUUUUGGAUAUUUUUGCGCUAGAAGAUUCCGAGUUGACCCAAACUGAAUUAUUAGAAUAUGAGAUUGAGUUAGAAAAUGAGAAACCAGUUAGACAGAAAGCUCGUCCACUUCCGUUAGCUCUUCGUGAAGAAGUAACUCGUAUGAUUCAACAAAUGUUGGAAAAUAAUGUUAUUAGAGAAAGUAGUUCCGGAUUCUUGUCGCCAGUUGUUCUUGUUAAAAAGAAAAAUGGGAAACUUCGAUUAUGUGUUGAUUAUAGAAAAUUGAAUGAGGUUGUAAAAACUAAUGCUUUUCCGUUGCCACAUAUUGAAUCUACUCUUCAGUCGUUGAACCAGAAACGUGUUUUCAGCACUAUUGAUCUUCUUGCGGGAUAUUGGCAAGUAAAACUUGCUGAAAAAUCAAAGGAAAAGACCGCUUUUGCAGUAUUAGGAAAACUUUUUGAAUUCAACGUUUUGCCAUUUGGUCUAGCAACGAGUCCAGCUGUAUUUCAGAAUUUGAUGGAGUCUACAAUGGGUGAAUUGUUGGAAAAUUGUGCAUUUAUCUAUUUAGAUGAUGUUUUGAUUGCUAGUAACUCAGUUGAGGAACAUCGAGAUGAUGUGAGAAAAGUCCUCCAAAAGAUUCGUGUCGCUGGAUUGAAAGUAAAAGCUGAAAAGUGCGCAUUUUUCAAAGAAGAAGUAGAAUUUUUGGGACAUAAGUUGACAUUGAAUGGAGUUCAGGCGGAUUCUGGAAAAAUUGAGAAGGUGCAAAAUUGGCCAGUUCCAGAAAAUCGAACGCAACUUCAAUCUUUCCUCGGGUUUUGUAAUUAUUAUCGUCGUUACGUUUUCAACUAUGCAAAUAUUGUAGCUCCGUUGACACCUUUGACAUCAGCAAAAGUUCCAUGGAUUUGGGAAAAUCCGCAAAAAGAUGCGUUUGAGAAAUUGAAAUUCGCAAUGACACAAGCUCCUGUUUUAGUUCAGCCAGAUAUUGAAGCUGCUCAAAAGUUGACUAGACCCUUCGCUUUGUUUACCGACGCAUCAGGAUAUGGUGUAGGUGCGGUGUUGGCACAAUUGUCAGAAGAAGGUUUGUAUAAACCUGUCGCAUUCACAUCAAAAGCGUUGACAAAAGCGGAACGAGGUUAUCAUAUUACGGAUAAGGAAGCUUUAGCAUUAGUCACAGCUCUUCGACGUUUCAAACAUUUUGUAUACGGUGUUCCAAUUACAGUAUACACUGAUCAUCAGCCGUUGACAUCGUUGUUCAAAUCCGCAAAAUUAGCAGAUAGAUUGUUACGUUGGUCGUUGGAAAUGCAAGAGUUCACGCCAAAGAUUUUGUAUUUGAAAGGAAAAGCCAAUGUUGUAGCUGAUGCUUUAAGUCGCGGUGCAGUUAGGGAACCAGAAGAAAUGGUAAUUGCUAGAAAUGGAGAAGAAAUUGACAGAAUCGUAAGUGGAAUUACAACAAAGCAAAAUUGGCGGAUGUUAUUGGAACAAGAUCCACUCUGGAAAAAUAUCAUUGAAAAAUUGGAAAAAGGUGUUCAAGGAAAAGUAAAAGUUCCAGGGAAAAAGCUCAAACUUGACAUCGCUGAUUUUAUGCUAGUUGACGGAGAUUUGUAUAAAAUAAUGGAAAAAACAGAUAAAAUUUGUCGAGUAGUUCCAUCAGAAUUGACGAGAAAAUUAGCCGAAGAAGCUCAUUGUGGAAUAUUUUCCGGACAUUAUAAUGCAGAUCGCACUUGUAAAAAAUUGAAAGAGAAAUUUUAUUGGCCGAACAUGGGUUGUGAAAUUGAAAAAGUGUACAAAGAAUGCAAAGAAUGUCUUUGGGGAAAUUCACAAGAAAAAUUGGUAGCUCCACUCAAACCAUACCUGACUUCUAAACCAAUGGAAAUUGUAGCAGUUGAUCUUAUCGAAAUGGGAAGAUCCGCGAAAGGAAAUAAAUAUAUUUUGUCAAUCAUUGAUUUAUUCACAAAAUAUGGCUCAGCGAUCGCAAUUCCAGAUAAAAAAGCUGAAACUGUAGCACAAGCGUUGAUUGAAAAUUGGAUAAUUAGAGAAGGAAGAAUUCCAAAAAUUUUGUUGAGUGAUCAAGGACUUGAAUUUUGUAAUGAAACUUUGAAUAAAUUGUUGAAAAUGACCCAGACAAUCCACACCGAAACCAAAGGAUAUAAUUCAAGAGAAAAUGGUGGUGUAGAAAGAUUGAACAGAACAUUGGUCACAAUUUUGAAGAAAGAUUUAAAAAUUCUGACUGAUUGGGAUGAAAAAUUACCAUUUGCUGUAUUUUGUUAUAACGCGACGCGCCAUGAAACAACCGGUGAAAGUCCGUAUUUUUUAUUAUAUGGUUCAGAUCCAGUGAUUCCGAUGGAGACAGCUCCAGAGGAUGAAAUCAAGCUUCAUCAUAUGGAUACGGAUGAAUACAAAUAUAUUUUGAUGCAAGAAUUACAAGAGGCGCAUGAACGUGUGAGAGAAACCGCGCGAAAAGAGCAAGAAAAUUAUAAAAAUAUAUUUGAUAAAAAAGUCGGAGCAACUGAUAGAGAUUAUCCACAAAAAGGUGAUAGAGUUUUGAUCAAAAUUCCAACAGAAAAGGGUAGUUCGGCGCAUCCAAAAUUGACAAAUGAAUGGAAAGGUCCAUAUAGAAUUGUUGAAUGUUCGCAAAAUUCGGUAGAAGUAGUCCCAGUAAUUGGAAAUUCAGAAAGUUUGAGAAUUCCAUAUGAUCAAGUCAAAAAAGUUCCAAACCAAUUCAUAGAUAUGCCAGUUGAGACUAAAAAAGGACGCGGCAGGAGAAAAGCAGCGCAAAAUUUGAUCCAAAAAAUUGCCCAAGUCCCCGAAAAUGAAAAUUGUUAUUCCAGACCGUCCGGAUGUGGUUGCGAUAGUUGCGAGGUUCAAGUGGAGUAUAAGGAUGUCAAGAUUGCGACUUCGUCGUUAACGGUGGCGGCCGGAAUCAUCGCGGCAAGACGUCAAAGAUUGUCGUUGGAGGAAAAGGAGGUGUUGGUGUGGGCACAAUUGAACGAAUCUGAUUUGGAGGACAAAGUCGAAGCGAUUUAUGAAUUCGCGCGAUGCCCAAAGAUUGUCGAAUAUGCGAAACGAUUCGAUAAAUGGCAAGAAGCGGCAGAGAAAAUGAUUGAGAAAUUGAAGAACAUGGCAAAACCACAACCAAUUGAGCUUCAUCAAAAAACUGUUAUUUUCAUGCCAAGAAUGGAAAGAGCAACGGUCGCUGUAUCCAGAGAUGCUUGUUUAUUGCACAUCAAGGACAACGACAUCGGGAUGAUCUUCGAAAAAUAUGCAUUUCAGAAAGUGGAGACAGUAAUUAUUUGGGUAUGGACAAGAGCAGAUGUGCCGUAUAUCGACACAAUUCGGGAGGUGGUCAAGGAAAAACCGGAUCAUGUAACACUUUGGGUAUUGCCAUUGCCGUUACAGGGUACGGUGGACAAAAUCCCAGAAAUUGUUGAUGCAUUUGGAGUGGUCAGAAAGGUCGCACGAAAAGGAGAUCACAUUCUCGAUCCAGGAGAUUUGAAAAAGAAAAAUGGAAUGACAUUGACGGCUAUGGUGGAUGGAGGUCCGAGAAUGCGAACUGAAGAUCUUUGGAAUUACAUCAAGAAUGUCAAGGCGGCGUUGCCAGAGGCAAAGUGGUUGGAUUUAUUCAAGGAACCAAAUGCGAAAGAUCACCAUAGAAAUUAA